AUGGGAAUUGUAGAAAUAACUGCGCAGCAUCCUCUGCCCAACCAAUCUGAAUGUAGGAAAAUCUACAGAUAUGACGGAAUCUACUGUGAAUCUACCUACCAGAAUUUACAAGCGUUGAGAAAGGAGAAAUCCCGAGAUGCUGCUCGCUCCCGCAGGGGAAAAGAAAAUUUCGAGUUCUAUGAAUUGGCCAAGCUGUUGCCCCUUCCUGCAGCCAUCACGAGCCAGCUCGACAAGGCGUCCAUCAUUCGACUUACAAUUAGCUAUCUGAAAAUGAGGGACUUUGCUAACCAGGGGGACCCUCCGUGGAACUUGCGGAUGGAAGGCCCUCCGCCAAACACAUCAGUAAAAGUUAUAGGUGCACAACGAAGGAGAAGCCCCAGUGCACUGGCCAUUGAAGUAUUUGAAGCACAUUUGGGAAGUCACAUUUUGCAGUCCCUGGAUGGCUUUGUAUUUGCACUAAAUCAAGAAGGAAAAUUUUUGUACAUUUCCGAAACAGUCUCCAUCUACCUAGGCCUCUCACAAGUGGAGCUGACAGGCAGCAGCGUCUUUGACUAUGUCCACCCCGGGGACCACGUGGAGAUGGCAGAGCAGCUGGGCAUGAAGCUCCCGCCUGGGCGGGGCCUCCUCUCGCAGGGCACCACGGAGGACGGAGCCAGCUCAGCAUCUUCCUCCUCCCAGUCAGAGACCCCCGAGCCAGUGGAGUCCACCAGCCCCAGCCUGCUAGCCACUGACAACACCCUUGAGCGUUCCUUUUUCAUCCGAAUGAAAUCUACUCUGACCAAACGCGGCGUGCACAUCAAAUCAUCAGGAUACAAGGUGAUUCACAUAACAGGCCGGCUACGACUGAGGGUGUCACUGUCCCACGGGAGGACCGUCCCCAGCCAAAUCAUGGGUCUCGUGGUCGUGGCGCACGCCCUGCCUCCCCCUACAAUCAAUGAAGUCAGAAUCGACUGCCAUAUGUUCGUCACUCGAGUAAAUAUGGACCUCAAUAUCAUUUACUGUGAAAAUAGGAUCAGUGACUAUAUGGAUCUGACCCCUGUAGACAUUGUGGGGAAGAGAUGCUACCACUUCAUCCACGCCGAGGACGUGGAGGGCAUCAGGCACAGUCACUUGGACUUGCUGAACAAGGGCCAGUGUGUGACGAAGUACUACCGUUGGAUGCAGAAGAAUGGAGGCUAUAUCUGGAUACAGUCUAGCGCCACCAUAGCUAUUAAUGCCAAGAAUGCAAAUGAGAAGAACAUCAUCUGGGUGAAUUAUCUUCUUAGCAAUCCUGAGUACAAGGACACUCCCAUGGACAUCGCACAGCUGCCCCAUCUGCCGGAGAAAACUUCGGAAUCCUCGGAGACAUCUGACUCUGAGUCAGACUCCAAAGACACCUCAGGUAUUACAGAGGACAACGAGAACUCCAAGUCCGACGAGAAGGGGAACCAGUCUGAGAACAGCGAGGACCCGGAGCCCGACCGGAAAAAGUCGGGCAGCGCCUGCGACCAGGACAUGAACUGCAACGACCAGGGCCACAGCUCCAGCAACCCCGACAGCCGCGACAGCGACGACAGCUUCGAGCACUCGGACUUCGAGAACCCCAAGGCGGGCGAGGAGGGCUUCGGGGCGCUGGGCCCCAUGCAGAUCAAGGUGGAGCGCUACGUGGAGAGCGAGGCGGACCCGCGGCUGCAGAGCUGCGAGUCGCUGACGUCGGACAGCGCCAAGGACUCGGACAGCGCGGGCGAGGCGGGCGCGCAGGGCCCCGGCCGGCACCAGAAGCGCAAGAAGCGGCGGAAACGCCCCGGCGCGGCCAACUCCUUGCUGUACACGGGGGACCUGGAGGCGCUGCAGAGGUUGCAGGCGGGCAACGUGGUGCUCCCGCUGGUGCACAGGGUGACGGGGACCCUGGCGGCCACCAGCACGGCCGCGCAGAGGGUCUACACCACGGGCACCAUCCGCUACGCGCCCGCCGAGGUGACCCUGGCCAUGCAGGGCAACCUGCUGCCCAACGCGCACGCUGUUAACUUCGUGGACGUUAACAGCCCCGGCUUCGGCCUCGACCCCAAGACGCCCAUGGAGAUGCUCUACCACCACGUGCACCGGCUCAACAUGUCGGGACCGUUCGGCGGCGCCGUGAGCGCGGCCAGCCUGACGCAGAUGCCCGCGGGCAACGUGUUCACCACGGCCGAGGGACUCUUCUCCACGCUGCCCUUCCCCGUCUACAGCAACGGCAUCCACGCGGCGCAGACUCUGGAGCGCAAGGACGACUGAGCGCCCGCGCCCGGGCCUCGAACCGCAGCACUUUGCACCGAGCCGGUCCGCGCCCCGCGAC
Miniopterus natalensis is the source of this 2314-nucleotide messenger RNA. The record is from RefSeq and is a predicted model, not a curated record. NCBI's taxonomy places the organism in Eukaryota, Metazoa, Chordata, Mammalia, Chiroptera, Miniopteridae.